Molecule: messenger RNA, 728 nt
Organism: Panicum hallii
Lineage: Eukaryota; Viridiplantae; Streptophyta; Magnoliopsida; Poales; Poaceae
Product: pectinesterase/pectinesterase inhibitor PPE8B-like
Exons: 2
Coding region: 1-525 (174 amino acids)
Biological process (GO): cell wall modification
Molecular function (GO): pectinesterase inhibitor activity; pectinesterase activity
Source: RefSeq, a predicted model, not a curated record
AUGGACCACGAGAGCUCGUCGGAGGAGAGGUCGAGGAGGUCGAGGCAGUCGGCGACGGCGGAGGAGAGGCGGAGGUCGCCGCCGCCGAGAAUACCGCCGAUGGGGAACGCCGAGAUGAUGCCCGCCACGCUCCUGAUCGCGUCCAGCUUCUGCAACGUCUCCGCCCACGGCGAGCUCCUCGCGGCCUCCGGCGGCGGCAACGGGACCGCCGGGGCGCAGACGUACCUCGGCCGGCCGUGGAAGCAGUACUCCCGGGUGGUGUUCAUGCAGUCGUACAUCGGCGCCGCGGUGCGCCCCGAGGGGUGGCUUGCGUGGGACGGGGAGUUCGCGCUCGACACGCUCUACUACGGGGAGUACAUGAACACCGGCCCCGGCGCCGGCGUCGGCUCGCGGGUCCGGUGGCCGGGGUUCCACGUCAUGACCAGCCCCGCGGAGGCCGGCAACUUCACCGUCGCGCAGUUCAUCGGGGGCAACAUGUGGCUGCCGCCCACCGGCAUCAAGUACACCGCCGGCCUCACCUCUUGAUGAGUCUGCUCCAGCGGUGCCGGCUCGAUCAGGCCUCCUCCGUUGCCUCUGGGUGUAGAGUUAGUAGUAGUGUUGUCAUCUUAUACUAUAUAUACUAGCAGAAUAGUCCUACAUGAUGACUGUGGUGGGGAAUGUGUGCAAGAAAUGGUGGAUGAAUUUGGGGUUUUGAUUGGGAUUGUUUGAAAUCAGCAGUGCAUCUCUGU